Molecule: messenger RNA, 1264 nt
Organism: Linum trigynum
Lineage: Eukaryota; Viridiplantae; Streptophyta; Magnoliopsida; Malpighiales; Linaceae
Source: the annotation of a GenBank genome assembly
CAGACCCUCUCAAUCUGAGUCUCCAGCGGGCGACUAACCUCCACCGGAGUAAACAGAUUGAGGCCCUAACGAACAAAACCUCCACUACCGAAGUAAAUUCGGUACAGAAUAGUGAAUUGGCUCCUCGACUAAAGUCGCCAAUUCACUACCUUCAAUUAAGGGUGCUCUAUCAACCUAGGCAGAUAUUCUCUUUCUAGGUUAAAGCAUAAACAACAGGAAUUUGAUCAGGAUUCAUGCCAUUCAAUCAUUCAAACCUCAAUCGAAUAUAAUCAAAUCAUAGAAUCUGUACUUGGGUUCAUACAAUCCGACCUAACAUACAAAUCUAGGGUUCUCCAUACCCAGAUGAAUGGGAGAACUACUCCAUGGAGAAAGAGGCAAAAGCAGAUUCAGAUGCGGAAACCAUACUGUGAUGGAUGGGUUUCUGCUCCUGGUCGUCGAUCAGCACUUCUCCAAGCUCAAGCCGGGCUCCAAUGGUGAUGAAGAUCAAGCUAGGGCACUUGGGAACUCUUGUUCGUCGCUUUCUCUCUCUAGGAAUCGCUCUGUCUCUCUAAAACUCGGAACUCUCUUCUCCUCUGCUGAAAAUUGGCUUAAAACCAGAAAAUCCCGACUCACACGGCCGUGUGACAUCCCCAGCUGCCCGUGUGAGUUGUGCAAACCGCAGCGUUUUGAUAAGUGGCUUCAGGCUUCCUACACGGCCACGACCCACACGGCUGUGUAGGUUCCCAGGGUGCCCGUGUGAGUUCCCUAGAAUUUCCACACGGCCAUCAGGGAUCCCCUACACAGCCGUGUGGCUUUUAGGCAUGCCCGUAUGGCUUCUCAGCUUCUCGCCAAACGUCCAAACUUCGUCCAAUCGACCCCGAACUCGUUCCUAAACCUUCAUUCACGUACUACAACCUGAAAUAUCACAAACAAGAACAACCUAGCGUGAAAUCGGCCUAAAACGCGAGAAUCGACAUCUCAAACGGCUCAAGGAUAGGGGUACAAACAUGUGUAAUCAAUGGUCUAUCAAACUCCCCCACACUUAACCGUUUGCUUGUCCCCAAGCAAACCUAACUCAAACCAAUGCAACUCUCCAGACCUCUAUAGCAACAAACAACCCCGAUCGUCGGUAGAGGAUUUUCUAGAUCAUAUAGCAGCUUACGAGGUCAACUGGUCUUCUAAGACGUUCCCUAUCUCUCUCAAUGCGAGUACUAGACUCAAGCCAGGAUCAUGAGAAGAAGUAGAAGUAAGACAGUCAGUUCAUGGAUAAAGGGACUCAUAUCAU